AUGGAACAAAAUUCACAAAAAAGUAGUCUUUUCCCCUGGGAGCGCGCAAAUAUACCGUCUUUCGCGUCAUUAAAAAGAAAUCAAACAAAAUCUUUUGGUUGUAUAUAUGCCUUCGAUAGAUUUACUCCUGUUACUACUGAUGCUGUUGAUGGUCAACAAAAGGAUAUAUGCCUGGAGGUCUCACGAACUGUUACAGUUGACCCGAAAGGAAACUUGUUUAUUCCUGACAAAACUUAUACGGAUCAAUAUUCCCUCUGCGAUAAUCAAAUAUCAUUAUCGUCUAAUGAUAAUGAAUUGCAACACAAUAACUUAGAAGCAGCAAGAAAAUCAUCAAAUGCUAUGAUAAUAAAGUCUUUGAAUCUUGAGAAGUCCUGGCCAUCAGCACCAAUGUCCGCAAUUAAAACGACAAAAACGCGUAGGAAUGAUAGUAAAACACCCUUAUCAACAUCCAAUUCAAAAAAUUCUAAUUCAAAAGAGAGUAUUAAGCAGAGUGAACUUAAUAGGGUCAAUAGAUUGAUGAGGAAACAAAUCAGUGAUAAACUUCCUAACACUAAUAUUACGCCUACAACACCAAAAUUAUCGAAAUCUUUUGACACGCCAUUAAAGCAACAACUUCGCGAAGACAUUUCAUGGAGUAAAUAUUUAACACCGAUACGUCCUCCCGCUACAACUUCAACUAAUGAAAAAAACGACGAUACUAUUAAUAAUGAGAAUUUAUUGAUUUCAACGCCCAAAAGAAACGUUAAAAGUUGUUUCUCGAUGAAUAUUGAUGAUAAUUGUAAAGGUGUAAUGACACCACUUCAGACCCAUCAAAUUCCCAACUUCGGCUCAUCUAAUGCUGACGCAAAUACGCGUACGACACCUCAAGACAAGAAUUUCAAGGAUAUUGAAAGACAAUACGAAGAGCUCGUUAAAGAAAAGGCAAAUUUCGAACACUACAAAAACACAGAACUCUCAGAAAUCAAAAAGAAAAAAGAACAAGAAUUACAAAUCAUAGAAGCUGAGAAGAAAAAGUGGACUAAAACGCGGGCAGAACUGGAGUUGGCACCCUCGCAAAGACAUAUUCAAGAAGUGGACAAUCUCCAAAAACAAAUAUGUAAUUUACAGUAUACUCUACGCCAUCGAGAAAAUAUUCAUCGGAUUGAGUUGGAAAGACUAAAGCGACGAAUCAGUGAGUUGUCACGGCAGAAUCAAGAACUUUUAAAGAAUCAGAAGGGUGGAAGUGUCUUAUCACUAGAAUCUCCAUCAAAAUCCAAAGAAAAUUAUCAUAGUUUUCAUAAUAACAAUCAAGGGAGUAUUAACAAUAGUUGCGAAUAUGCAGAAAUCGAUAGAUCUUCAAUAACAUGUAAAACUGUAAAAUUCAAUCUACCACCAAAUCCUGGAUGUGAGAAAUUGGAUAAGCUUGCCAAGCAAAUUGAAAAUAUUGGAACAUGCGUCGAGGAGAUUAUAAAAAAUGACGAAGGGAAAAUAGAACGUGUUUACUCGAAUGGAACACGUUUGAUAUUAUUUUCAAAUGAUAUUACAAAAGAAAUCAGGAAUGAUGGUAUUGUUAUAGUUCGUUUUACGAAUGGGAAUAUAAAAGAGAUUAUCCCACAUCAAAAAGUCACCUAUUUCUACACGGACGGAACAGUACACACAAUUUUCGCAGAUGGAGAAGAAGUCGUCGAAUAUUCUAAUGGACAGAUUGAACGCACACACGUUGACGGCACAGCGGAAAUUUAUUUCCCUGAUAAUGUCGUGCAAUAUAUACUUUCUAAUGGCGAGGCAGAAACAGUGCUACCAGGUCGACAAGCUAUCAUCUGA
Molecule: messenger RNA, 1803 nt
Organism: Ambispora leptoticha
Lineage: Eukaryota; Fungi; Glomeromycota; Glomeromycetes; Archaeosporales; Ambisporaceae
Source: the annotation of a GenBank genome assembly